AGGAAGGCUCGUAACGGGAAUCGAGACACGACUUUGACCUCCUUUAUGAGCCGGAUUCACAUGGAUGGGUUGUCGUCGUUGUCGUCUUCUGUUGAAGACCAGUUCGCGGAGGGGUCGGUUGCAAUGACCGCGAAGAGUGAUGAUAACGUUAGUUCUUUGGCAUGUAGCAUUGAGACUCUGGAAUACUCUGAUGACGAGUAUGUAAUCCGAGUACCUGGCUACAUUGGUAACCCCUCAGUCUUCAUGGACGCGCGAUUGCGAUGGCACCUAGCAAGGACAGCUUGGAAUCAUAUGGUUAGGAACGUGUUGGGCGUCUUUUGGAAACGGAUGCACACCAUGCGUAAAGACGGCUGGCUGCUAUACGUCCAGCUAUUUCUCCCUUCGCUCAUGGCCCUGAGCUUCAACAUUAGCUGGCUUUUCCAACCGCCAUAUCCCAAUCUCGAUCGCAACCAGAUCUACGACACAACCACGGACGCAACAUAUUCAGACUUCAUUUACAAACACGGAGACUCCGUACUGAUGGAACGCUCACCCAUGGAAAUCGCAAGUGGAUUCUUCGAUCCACGGGAUAGUGCUAGAGACGCCCCUCGCGGAGAUAGAAUCUACUCUUCCAUCCCAAUCGUCGACCAGGUCGUGGAUCAAAUCCAAUCUCAAAUCCAGUCGAAGUUCACGAGUGCCGCUCUGUCGUCCCGCACUCGUCGUUUGGGGCAGUCCGACAACCAUGUUGGUACAGGCCAAGUUUUAGGCUCCGGGUUCGACGUGGGAUUCGAACCGGGGUUUGACGGCGGCGAGUCCAAGAGUACGUAUCACGGUUCGCCGCGUCCUAUGACAGACCCUGGAGGCGACCCGAAUCCAGGAACGUGGUGGGAUGUAGCCAGUGAUUCCCGAAUGCUAAUUGACCGCCCCGUGAGUGGUUUGUUUACUGAGGGUAAGAUUACUGAAGAGAAGUCGUGGGCCGAAAAGCCCGAUAUGUCGUGGCGAGACGGGUUAGAGGCAUCGGAAUCGGAGGCUUCCGAGUCGGGUACAUCGUUAGCUGAGUUGUGUAGCGGUAAGGGUAUUCCUUCGUCUGUGUUUGUGAACCAGCCAGUGGCGUGGGCAUUGGUGAUGCAGACGGUGUUCCAUGUGAUGGCAUUUGAAUUGAUACCCUCAGUGUGGGGUAACUACGUAACGGCUGAGCGUUCAUCGGGCAAUAAGAUCCAUCAGCAUGCGGCAGGCAUCCCAUUGUCAUUAUACUGGUUCGGAGAGUUGGUGUGGGAUUGUGUGAUCUUUGUUAUUUCGGGUACAUUAUGCGUCCUAACGUUGUUGGCUACGGGUUCUCCGUUAUUGACGACAGGGACGUGGUUCUGGUUGUUCCUAUCGCUGGGUUUCUUUGCCGUCUCGGCGGCCGCUGGGACCUUCUUCCUGUCGUUCAUCUUUCAUUCUGGCACGACUAUUCAGAUCGUGAUGAUGAGUGGUGGCGUGAUCAUCCCCAUUCUCGUUGGCGCGCUCCAUGCUGUGGGGCCCACGAACACCAGCCAAUAUCUCACAUACGGCUUCCUACUCGUGCCCCACUCGGCCCUCGCCCAGAUAUGCUACUCUCUGGUGUUCGAUUGCGCCUGCGGACCCCACCUGAACAAAUGUCCAACACAGUUCGUCUCCUUCGACAUGAAUGGAUGGCCACUCCUCUACAUGGCCGUCGAAUGCGUAGUCUACUUUGGUGCUGUCAUCGUUCUAGACGCCCUCAAACACGACCCCUGGAUGUCUUCCUUCGCCAAAAAGUUCCGCUGCUUUGACCCUUCAGCCGUCCGCAAAAAACUUAAGCUGAAACACUCCUCAUCCAGCAUCACACCCGACCAUACUAAUAAGGUUAUCCUCCAACCUCACAGCCCUAGACCAAGCCCCCGUGCGCAUAACCCAGGAAGCCGAUCCAGUCCAGCAAGGCGAUCCAGUCCAGCAAGGCGAUCCAGUCCAGCAAAACACCUAAUCGCAUCUAGCUCAACCGCCCAACAGGAAGAGGGCUAUGCCAGGACCCAACCACGACACCAACCUCUCACAAACGAACAGACCAACAGCGUCUCAAAAACCCGCUCAGAACGCCUUCAGGAAAAUAACUACGACCGUAACCGCGGACCUAUCCGAGCGGGCCCGGACAUCUGGAACAAGUCCGUUGACGUCCUCACUGUCGGUCCCCAGGUGGUCAGCCCAGACCUGGCGGCGACGGCGCGGACUACAAGGCAUUCUAACAAAACUGGUCCCGAUGACGAACCCGUUUCGGGGGACUACAAACCUGCUCCGGGAGAUAAUCAUCAGGCCAGUCCGGGAGACGAGCCGCACCGACCGAAGCAGGUGCGAGACUUCUUCAAGGGGCAGACGUGGCACGGACGUCGUGGGGAUGCGCGGUACAGCGUGGCGUGCGAUCACGAGACGGCGACGAAGCAGAGGUCAGUUCUUAUGGCGAUCGAAGCGAGUCGGAAUACAACGGCAACGCCACACAAGCGGCUGUUGCGAGCGGACAAACGUUCGUUCUUGUCGCUACGACGACGGUUCCUAGUGGGGAAGUACCGGAGUCCGAUGGACAGUCCGGACGAUGACCGGUUUGGCGUUCGUGAGGAGAAGGAAAGAGUCAAGGAGGCAGUGCGUCGACUAGAGUGCGGAGCUGAGGAGCAGCGCAUGGUGUCUCCAUCCAAGACGCUACACUUUGACGCAGAGGACGACUUACUGAUCGCCGACGGGAUCAGCAAGUGGAAGGUGAGUGCACACUUCGGCGCUAUUGAAGCGGCCAAUUACUUCGGACGACGGCGCUACAUUAUCUGCGACCGCUCGCACUUCACGGUGCGGUCGGAGGAGGUGCUGGGGUUCGUGGGACUUAACGGCUGUGGCAUGAGUUCAGUCCUGAACAUCCUCUCGGGCAAGACUACACCUACCGAGGGCCGGUUAUGGAUGAACGGCGUCAACCUCCAGGUGCAUCCUCACGCUCGUUGGGGAAAGGUGGGCUUUUGCAGCCAGUCGGACGCGGUCCUGGAGCCGAAAAUGACGGGGCGCGAAACGCUGGAGAUGUUCGGGCGGAUCGGACUGAUUGAACGUGAAUAUCUCCGCCGUACGGUUAUACCGGAGGCCCUGGCCAUGGUGGGGCUGAAGGACAUGAAAAACCGGUUAGUGGGUAGCUAUAGCCAGGGCGACCGGCGGAAGUUAUCGUUCAUAUUAUCACUGUUGACAGGUGCUCGGAUUCUUGUGCUAGACUCACCCACUCUCGGCAUGGACAUCACAGCGCGGAAACGUAUUUGGCACGUUGUCGACCAUCUGAAACGCAACUUCGGCAAGGCCGUGGUCGUGGCGUCUCCCACGCCGGCAGAGUGUGAAGCCCUUGCGGACAGAAUAGCGUACAUGCAACAGGGAAAGAUUGUCGCCGUGGGUACUCUGGAGAGUGUGAAGGCGCACCUGGGGCACUCGUAUGAGGUGCUGCUGAAUGCAUACGCGGCCAAACAAAUCGACGAGCCGAUCACCUUUGGCAGCGAGAUUAUUCGCGAGACGCAUGUACUGCUCUAUGAUCGUCUACUUACAGACCUUGUGACCACAUUCCCGGGCUCCGAACUCGUCGAGGUUUUAGGGACCUGGGGUCGCUUCAUCGUGCCCGUCGAGGAAACAAGUGAGUCCGACGAAGACUGUAUCCCGGAAUAUGACGAAGAAGCUCUCAGGGUCAUCAAGACACGCAGCCGACGACGAAGCGGCUACGACGAGGCAGCUGAUAUACGCGAAGCUUACGCAGUCAUUCGCCACAAGGAAGUCUUCCACAUGGCCAGCGCACCCAGCAUCGAGGAACUCUCGCGCCGUCUGCGUUCACCGGACGAAGACACACUCGCGUGUGCGGAACUUGCCGGCUUCAUCCGUAGAGACGUUACCGCCGAAAAAGCUCGCUCCCCCAUCAGCGAAGGCAAAAACACUACUCGCGGUAGUGCCUGGAGCUACUCCCCCAGCCGCUCGUCACCCGGGCAUUCGGCGAAAGGCCGGUCGCCAAAAAGCCGGUCGCCAAAAAGCCGGUCGCCAAAAAGCCGGUCGCCAAACGACCGCUUCAGUAAGUACCACGCGCAACUCGACCGACUCAGCAGCCGUUCCUCCGGCUGCAGCGCCGUCCGCGGCAGCCGCUACCGCCUUAACAGCCGCCUGCCGCCCACGACCCAACUGGUACCUGUCCUUCCGGCUGGACUUGCCGAGCGCCCGCUCAGCACCAGGCAAUCCCUCAAGUCCAAAAAGCUCCUGCAAAGGACACCCACUCCCACCACCACGCCCAGACCACCGCCCGGACUCGGCCUGUUGCCUAACUUCCGACGGUCGCCUCCCCGGACUCGCGCCAACGAGCUUUCGUCCUCAAGACUACUUAGUCAAAACGGCAAGUCGCCUGCCUACAACAGACCCUGGUCCCCCAGCUCCGGUACUGGGUCCGGAUUGGGCGGCAGCUUUGGUCUGGGCGGCGGCUCCGGUCUGGACGGAGGAUACGGCAGCGGUAUGGGUGGGGGAUCCGGUCUGGAAGACUGGCUACCAUCUAAUCCGGCUGGGGCAAGUUCAGACACGGAUCUGGCUGAUUCGUGGGUUAAGGAUGAAGGGUCGGUGACCAUUGAAGAACCCAUGUCCCAGCGAGCAAUAUCCCAGCAAACGGGGUCCCAAGCGCCGUCUGGUAAGACUGGCAAAAUGUCGUCCUCUUAUGGCUCUCCGGCCUUCCCGCGGGACAGCUUGGACCAACGGUCACGAUCGCGUGGACGAAAAAUGUACGAGUCAGUUGAACCGUUCUCUGACAGCGGCACAUCCUAUUGCGCCUCAGGCCACGAAGUCAACAUGGCCCAGGUUUACCGAUGGUUAGAGUCGCGAAAAGCGACCUACCGGAUCAUGGAAAUGCGAAUCUGUCCGUCGACACUCGAGACGUCCUUCGUUCUAGCCGAAAAACGAGUACUCGAAAACAACGCCCCUUAA
Molecule: messenger RNA, 4944 nt
Organism: Gregarina niphandrodes
Lineage: Eukaryota; Apicomplexa; Conoidasida; Eugregarinorida; Gregarinidae
Product: ABC transporter
Exons: 1
Biological process (GO): lipid transport; transmembrane transport
Cellular component (GO): intracellular membrane-bounded organelle; membrane
Molecular function (GO): lipid carrier activity; ABC-type transporter activity; ATP hydrolysis activity
Source: RefSeq, a predicted model, not a curated record